Molecule: messenger RNA, 2966 nt
Organism: Leguminivora glycinivorella
Lineage: Eukaryota; Metazoa; Arthropoda; Insecta; Lepidoptera; Tortricidae
Gene: Oamb
Product: octopamine receptor Oamb
Exons: 8
Coding region: 28-1137 (369 amino acids)
Biological process (GO): adenylate cyclase-activating adrenergic receptor signaling pathway
Cellular component (GO): membrane
Molecular function (GO): G protein-coupled amine receptor activity
Source: RefSeq, a predicted model, not a curated record
ACAAGACCGGUCAGCUACCCGAGCAUCAUGAGCAGGAAGAGAGCUAAGGCCCUGAUAGCUGGGCUGUGGGUGCUAUCGUUCGUCAUUUGUUUCCCGCCUCUAGUCGGUUGGAAGGAUAAAAAGCCAGAAGAAGCAGAGCUCGACGGCUGGGCACCGAACCAGCACUGCCCGUGGACGUGCGAGCUCACCAACGACGCCGGUUACGUCGUGUACUCCGCGCUCGGCUCCUUCUACAUCCCCAUGUUCGUGAUGCUGUUCUUCUACUGGAGGAUCUACAAGGCCGCUGUCAGGACCACUAAGGCCAUCAACCAGGGCUUUAGGACUACCAAAGGUAAAGGCUUGGGCAGCAGAUUCGACGACAACAGACUAACGCUGCGCAUCCACCGAGGAAGAGGGUCCACGAGACCUCACGGCUCUCCUCUGUCUACUGCUUCUAACCAUUCUACCAGUACCUCGCUUAGUGCAAGUCCUGAGAGACUUAGAAGACAUUCCAGUGCCCGACGAGCGCAUGAAAAAGUCAAAAUCUCUGUCUCGUACCCGUCGUCAGAACAGAUCUGUCAGACGCACGAGAACUCCCGGUCUCCCAGUAGAUCCCCCAGCCCCUCGCUGUACGCUGUUCACUACGAGCGCGACGGCAGAGAAUUGACUGAAAGCAGACUGAGAGUGAGACCGCCGCAUCAUUUGGCUCCGGGGCCGCUCUACGAUGAGUUUGACGACAAACCCAGGGCCACGAGAAGAAUGGGAAAGAGGAAUAUAAAAGCUCAAGUGAAACGCUUCAAAAUGGAGACCAAAGCCGCCAAGACCCUCGGCAUCAUCGUCGGCGGUUUCGUUUUCUGCUGGCUCCCAUUCUUCAGCGUGUACGUGGUCCGGGCCUUCUGUGGGGAUUGCGUGCCUUCCAUCAUCUUCUCUGUGCUCUUCUGGCUGGGUUACUGCAAUUCGGCCAUCAAUCCGCUUAUCUAUGCGCUGUUUUCCAAGGACUUUAGGUUCGCCUUCAAACGUAUAAUCUGCAAGUGCUUCUGCGGCCGCGCGGGACCGCGUCGGCAGUCUGACGGCUCGGCUCGUCGUGCUGAGCCCAAACCUCACGAGACUUCGCUAGAGGAGCAGGAUAUAUCCAACAGCACGAGUAAUGACAGGUGACGUCAGACCCCGCGACGGCAGAACCCACAAUUCCAGGCUACCGUCGCGUGUGUCUAGCAGGGACAGCGAGCCGUCACCUUCCUCCGAUAGCUUCUGAAAGUUAAUAACGGCCUAUGACAAAAAGAUGAUUUUUUGUAAUAAUCAGAAAAAAAGGAAAGGAAACACACAAAAUAUAAAGUAGAAGAAGAAGAAUCAUUUAUUAUCACAAAGAAAAAUAAAACAAAACAAAGAGACAUGAAAGAAAAGGAUCAUAAAAUCAAUCAUUUAAAUUAUCGCGGUAUAAAAACAGUGUGACAAAAGGGAAAAAAGAAAUAAAGAAAGAAAUACAUUUUAUUCGCAAGCACACAUCAAACAAUUCAAAACAAACAAUAAAAGAAAAUAAAAAACCGACCAUGUUUGUGUGUUCGCAAAAAGGCUCAAGCUCAGCAAAGACUCGGUGUUUGCUGUAUAACCAAGCUAGCUGUUAUAGCGCUGGUUUUCAGUUUAAUAAAGUAGAUGGAGAAAACAGAUUUUACAAAUCAGGAGGGAUUAGAUAAAAGACGGGCAAUGAAAACGAAGAACGGAAUGAACGCAACCCAGCUGAACUUGCAAGCAAACUUGGUAAUAAAAUAACUGAAAAUGGUGAAGCAAGAACAAGAAACAACUUUUCUACCUUUGUCAGAGCUUCUAGCACUAUAUUCGAACGGCCUACUCCACAAAUGCUUGCUUUCUUAAGCAAUCUCACCAUGCUUGAAAUGGUAAAAAAACAAAAAAUAACAAAAUACCCCUGAGAUUUAUAUUGUUAAGAAUUAGAAACCAAGACAGCCAUGAAAUAUAUUAUAAAGGACAAAGUCGACUAAAUUGGUCAGACAAAAAUAAAGAACAACUUUGUUGAAAAAAUAAUGUUAAAACACUUAAAUUCAACAAUAAGUAAAUUCUCUAAGGUUUCUGAAAACAAAACUAUAUUAUUUAUUUGGUAGCUAGACGUAACAAAGAACUAUCAAAACGUAAAACUAGCUUUUAAAGAAGAGAAAUCUAAUCAUAUAAUAAAAAUAAGAAUACAGAAGAUACAAAAUAGUUAAGGAAAUGUUGAAUUUGGGCUCUAAUUCAACAGGGAUAAAAAGAGAGAGAUGCUAAGAGCUUACAAUCUUCUAAAAAGGCCUUAAUAAGUUUAAUAACAAUAGUGAAUAUUAGCGAAGGUGAUGGACUCUUAUGUGUAUUUUACUAAAGACUGUUUUAGCUAUAAAGAUUAUGUAAAUAUUGUGUGGUCGUCGGAGGGACGUAUUGGCGUGUUAGUUUUUAAUAAAAAUGUGGCAUCCAUUUUGAAAUUAUCUGAAGUUACUGAGCCUGACAUCCUUAUUAUUUUGUAGGUUAGCAAAGUAUUAAACAUGUAAAAUCGGGUAGUUGACGUAAAAUUGUCGUAGGUCGCUCGACAUGUUUCGCUCCGUAACGAGGAGCAUCUUCAUUGAGCACGCCCGAUGCCGAUAGUAUCCCGACGGCAGACUGCGCAGACUUACACGACAAUUUUACGCGAGUUACCCGAUUUUACAUGUUUAAUGUCAGUGCCUCACGGUAGUUUCAUUAUUAAAGUUAGCAAAGUAUUUAAUUUAGAAAGGACGCAGUUGUAUUAGGUAUUAGAAAACAAAAAUAGGUUUUACUUCUACAAGUAUUAUCAUUUUGCAAAAUAUUACAAGAAUGUGUUAUUACUAGGUACCCAUCUACCCAUUUAAUUAGGGCCAUUUUUUUCAAAGUUGUUCACCCCACUAUUUUUGUAACAUGGGUAUUUUUUACGCGAUUAAUACUCAGAAUCGCGAGGUCUUUCGAUCCUGAUAGGAGAAAAAAUGUCCCAA